Choloepus didactylus (southern two-toed sloth) is the source of this 346-nucleotide messenger RNA. The record is from the annotation of a RefSeq genome assembly. NCBI's taxonomy places the organism in Eukaryota, Metazoa, Chordata, Mammalia, Pilosa, Megalonychidae.
AUCAACCUAAUUCUAACCCUUCUAAUUAACUCAGCACUAGCCCUACUACUCAUAAUCACCGCUUUCUGACUACCCCAAUUAAAUUCCUACACCGAAAAAUUAAGCCCAUAUGAAUGUGGAUUCGACCCUGUGGGAUCAGCCCGACUCCCUUUCUCCAUGAAAUUCUUCCUAGUAGCCAUUACAUUCCUUCUAUUCGACCUAGAGAUCGCCCUACUUCUACCACUCCCAUGAGCCUCACAAACCAACAAUCUUAACCCCAUACUAAUUACAGCACUUACCCUCAUCUCACUCCUAGCACUAGGACUAGCCUAUGAAUGAUCCCAAAAAGGCCUAGAAUGGACUGAAU